Messenger RNA from Lachancea sp. 'fantastica', 1782 nucleotides. Lineage: Eukaryota; Fungi; Ascomycota; Saccharomycetes; Saccharomycetales; Saccharomycetaceae. The record is from the annotation of a GenBank genome assembly.
AUGGCCCAUGAUAUCCGUUCUCAAGAAGAAGAGGAUGAAGACAAGAGAAUCCUCCGCGAUGCGAUGGCUUUCAGUCGUGAAAAAGUGGUAAUCCUAAAUGCUGAACCUUCCAGCAGAGCAUUUGUUUUAUGGUUUAUGAUAUCGAGCUACUUUCCAGUGAUUACAGCGUGUUUGGGGCCCAUAGCAAAUAUGAUUGCGGUGGCCGGAAUAGUCGACAAAUGGCGGAUGUACUCGGAUGGCACGAUGGUGGAAGAUGCCAAAGGUGUUUACGGUGUGAAUGUGACGUCUCUAGUGUUGGGAUGUAUUUCAAACUUUGUGCUGCUGCUACAUUUUGCCAAGAAGGUCAGUUAUAACACAGCCCAGGUGAUUAAUAUUGUCGGGUGGACUAUGGCCGGAUUUAUGUUGCUGGUUGACAUCGUAGUCUGUGCUAAAGUUGACUUUACUCAGGAGUUGCACAAAACAAUAGGGUUUUGGUAUGCUGUACUCUCGAUGAUCCUCUACAUUGGUUGCACAGUGCUGCUGCUGAUUCAUUUUGGUGGUUACAAGAUGGGGAAAUAUCCAGCCACGUUUAAUCUCACGGACAGUGAGCGGAACGUUAUGAUCUUCACGUUCAUUCUUUCCGUCUGGUUCAUUUGGGGCGCUGCUAUGUUCUCAAAUAUCAUCUCCUUGACAUACGGGGAGGCUCUUUACUACUGUGUGGUGGUCAUCUUGACCAUCGGUCUCGGUGACUUGCUUCCUUUGAGCGUUGGCGCUAAGAUAAUGACCCUGGUUUACGCCCUAUCCGGGCUCAUCAUUCUGGGUGUUAUUGUCACUUUAACAAGAUCCGUUAUCCAAAGCUCGUCGGGCCCCAUUUUUGUCUUUUACCGGAUCGAAAAUGCUCGUAGUAAAAUCUAUGAGGACCUCAUUGCUAACAGCGAUGAAAUGGAGUCUGAAGAGGCAUUUAGCCUUAUCAAACAUAUUCGAAAGACUUCGAGGCUAAGGCAGCAACAGUCGAGUACAAUUGCCACGGUUUUUGUUUUUGUUUUGUUUUGGCUUUUAGGAGCACUGGUGUUUCAUUUCGCCGAGAAUUGGUCGUAUUUCAACGCGCUGUAUUUUUGUUUCUUAUGUCUCAUUACAAUUGGUUUUGGGGAUUUUGCACCGGUAAGUGGAGCUGGGAGAGCCUUCUUCGUAGUUUGGGCCAUAUGUGCAGUUCCUCUAAUGACAGCGAUCAUAAGCACAUUGGGUGAAACGAUAUAUGCUAUGGCAGAGGAACUGGACAUCAGCAUUGUGAGGAUCUUCAAUCCUGUCGUCACUUGCCCUGGAGUUCUUUGGUCAGCGCUAAAGCGCUUGUGGUCCCCUAAUAGUAAAGAUAACCGACCGCCCUCAUCAGAGUCCAUUCCUAUCGGAGAGCUAGCUUCAAGUACCACAGGACCUGAAAUCUCCACCAAAGAUGAGAGCAACAGAAGAAACUCUAUUUCUUCAAAUCAAACCUCUGCAACAGAAGAUCACAUACUUGAGAAACUCAAAGAGUACUUGGAAGUCGUACAAUGGCUUCGAGAGCUUUCUCGCAGACAGCCAACUGAGAAAAUGACUUUUGAAGACUGGGUGCGGAUGUUUAGUUCAAUAAGUGACGAUACUGGAAAGUUUCUGGACGAUCCAAAAUUUUGGCUUUCUGCUGAAUCUCCGCUACGAUUUCCGGUUCAUGAACCACAAUUUAUCACGCAGACGUUGUUGAACAAGCUUGAGACUGACUUAGCUCAGUUGCUGGAGGAACAUUCCCAGCGAACAAGGACGAGAUCUUAA